AAUCAAACCUUAUUUAUAAAGCUCUUUGCAACAACAAUAACUCCAAAGGCUUUCAGGGAAAUAAAAUAACUACAUUUUAAACUAAAAUGAAAUAAUAGUACAUUUUACAUGGCUUCUAUGUUCUGAAAAGAAUAUAAUUUUAAUGUUUUUUUUAUGUUUUUCCAACAUCAGGGAACUAAUCUAACAUUUGAAAAACCUGCUAGCUUGCUAGCUAGCUAUCUUUAAUGUUGGCUUCAUUUUUACUCUCUUAUCUUUGACAUGUAGCCACCUUGUGUUCAGACUGAUAAACUCGAUCAAUAUUUUUCUCUGACACUGUCACCAGUUAAACUUUAUUCUUCUAGGUUCUUCCUAAGUCACCAUUAUUUGCCCUCCUUUCAAACUUCUGCACCAGCUUUCUCCAUACUCAAACACGUUCAUAGAUCUCCUCUUUGCUCGAACCUUCUCCCUUGCAACUCCUCCUCACACUGUUUACAUUUGUUUUCCUGUCUGAAUCCACUAGAACUCAGUAAGGCGAAACCAAAAGUAAAAUCCUCAGGGAUAUAAAAAGUUCUGUAUCUCAGAGCAGCACGCCAAACAGCUUCAGGGAACUCUGCGUUUAAGAGAAAACUACUUUAUUAGAGCUUUAAUUCAGAAUGGCUGACAGAGAAAUUGCAUUGGAGGGUUUGAGUACACUUUGCAAUUCUGGUGUGACUUUUUUCCAACAGGGAGAGUCUGCUUCCCGAAGAUCAAUUGGGACGCAGCUGUUUCUCAGGGAUUUGUAUGAUGCAGUCUUGGAUGCCGAGGACAAUAGCCCAUGGUCCGAGUUUGUCUUUCAAAACUUGAGAAAUGUCCUCCUUGGAUUGGACGGAGCACCCAAGCUAGGCACUCGACGACUUCGGGGUGGCUAUUCAGAUAAGCUAACAGGAAAGAACUACAUAAUCAAAGAAGAGGAGUUCUUUGACAGCCAGUUUGACUACGACUUCACCACAGUCACAGACUCAAAGACCUUCUGGAGAGGUGGAGAGGAGUACGAACGCCCAUGUGGCUGGCAGCGCUUUGCCCUCAAGGUCUUGGAUAAGUACGGGGAAAAUAAGUGGCUGGGAAACCAGAAACGUGAGACCCGCUCAGUGCCAGGGGAGUGGCCUGUGUCGUAUCACGGGACGUCCAAAAGAGGAGCCAAAGGCAUCAUCAAAGAAGGCUAUGAGCCAGGUCCUCGUGAGAAGUAUGGUAGGGGGAUUUAUUCCACUCCAUACAUUGCUGAGGCUGAGCAAUAUGCAAAAACCUUCACUUCGAAGAAGAAUGGGAAGCAGUACAAAGUGAUUCUACAGAAUCGGAUCAACCCCAAGUACAGGCUCAAGUACAACAAGGAGAAAUACUGGCUCAUUCCCAUCGAAGAUGGAUCAUCGUCAGACGAUGAGAAGGAGAUUGUGGAAAAGGCUAUUCGUCCCUACGGCCUCCUGCUGAAAGAGGUCUGAGGUUUACGCC
Messenger RNA from Oryzias melastigma (Indian medaka), 1464 nucleotides. RefSeq lists its product as uncharacterized. NCBI's taxonomy places the organism in Eukaryota, Metazoa, Chordata, Actinopteri, Beloniformes, Adrianichthyidae. The coding region runs from base 633 to 1454 and encodes 273 amino acids. The record is from RefSeq and is a predicted model, not a curated record. The transcript has 4 exons.